AUGGAGCGGUCAGCUGUCUUCGGCCUUUCUCUGGCCCUUGUCCUGGUUUUCUUUGGUUCGACCUCUUGCAAUCCCUCCGGACCGGCCUCUCCCACCUGUGCCACGCUGGAGCAGAGCAGAUUUUUCGGCGUCUUCUCCUCCACCACGACUCUCCCCUCAGCUCCCUGCUCGUGGACCCUGCAAAACCCCGACCCUCGCCGCUACAACGUCUACAUGAAGAUCACCAAACCCACGGUCACCUGCGUCCCCCGGCAGAUCCGCACCUUCCAGUUCGACUCCUUCAUCGAGACCUCCCGCACCUACCUGGGCAUGGAGAGCUUCAACGAGGUCGUCAGGUUGUGCGACGGAUCCACCACGGUCACGUACCUCGAGGCCAGCAAGCAGUUCCUUCAAAUGCGCAAAGUGGCUCCGACCAACGCCCUGGAAGUCCCCGAGGAUGUCAGCGAGUUCAAGGCCGAGUUCCUGGUGGUUGGGAAGAGGAACCCCAGCAUGCCCGCCUGCCAGAUGCUGUGCCAGUGGUUGGAGAAAUGUCUGAACAGCAGCACCCAUGACUACCCCUGUGGCAUCAUGAACACCCCAUGCCAAUGCUGGGAGACCCCCAAGAGGAAGCCUGGAAGCUGCUACAGAGGAGGAGUCCUGGUUGACAAGUGCCUGACUGCUCCCAAAGACCUGGGACGUGAUGCUGAGAUAAUCAAAGGCUGGGCCACCUGGGGGCGCUGGUCAGUGUGCAGCCAGGAGUGUGGUGAAGGGGUGCAGGUGCGUAGCCGCGGCUGCCAGCCCAAUGAGGCGGCGUGUGAAGGGACAGUGGAAGAGGGACGCUCCUGCAACCCUCAGCCAUGCAUCGGAAAAGAACGCAGUAAGAGCUCAGGCUUGAGGGCAAUCGUUGGAAUGAGAGGAGAUGACGCUUCCAGCCAGGGACUUGUUGCAAACCCAAUUGAUUACCAAACUGAUGCCUGGUCUUCCUGGAGCUCCUGUUCGCAGACGUGUGGAGAGGGGUGGCAGAGUCGCAGCCGUGUGUGUGCCACCUCCUCCUUCUCCACCCAGUGUGUCGGACCCCUGAAAGAGACCCGUCCAUGCAACAACUCCGCUGUCUGCCCCGUGGAUGGUGCUUGGGACGACUGGGCCCCUUGGAGCCUGUGUUCUUCCACUUGUGGCCGUGGGUACCGUGACCGUGUGCGCACAUGCAAACAGCCUGAGAACGGAGGAAAACCAUGCGGGGGCCUGAACAGACAGACCAAGUUCUGCAACAUCGCUGUGUGUCCAGUGGACGGACAUUGGAACGAGUGGACCGCUUGGAGUAGCUGCUCUGCCUCUUGCUCAAAUGGGACCAGACAAAGGACAAGAGAGUGCAACGGGCCUUCCUAUGGGGGCUCCGAGUGCCACGGCAGCUGGAAAGAAUCUGACAACUGCUUCCUCAAUGAAUGUCCUGUUGAUGGACGUUGGCAUUCGUGGACCACCUGGGGCAGCUGCAGUAAGACCUGUGGAGGAGGAGCCCAGCUGAGGCAGAGGGUCUGUGAGGGUCCCUUCUUUGGUGGUGACCCCUGCAAUGGAGACAACAGGGAGCAGAAGAGGUGCAACGAGAAGAGAUGCCCUGAGCCCCAUGAGAUCUGCCCAGAGCAAAACUCAGGCGAUAUUGUGUGGAAGAAGACCCCUGCUGGUGACAUGGCUGCGAUCCCAUGCCCUUCUGAUGCCGCUGGCCUCAUUCUGCGCCGCUGCACUCUUGACGCGGUCGGUCUGGCUUUCUGGGAGAACCCAACUCACAUCAAAUGCAUUUCCAAGAACUAUGAGAACAUCCAGACCCUGUCUCGGGACUAUAACGCCAAGGCACAGAUGGGCCAGAGCGUAGAUGGGAUCGCUGAGGUGAUUUCACGCCUCAGAUUUUCCUCGGAUGAAGGAGCCAAGUACAGCGGGGACCUGAUGGCAGUUAUGGAGAUCCUUAAAAAUACCACAGAGCUGUACAAAGCCACCCGUCUGAGGCUGAGCAAUGCGGACGUAGAGAACUUUGUCCAAACCAUCAGCAACUUACUGAAGGAGGAGCACCGUGACAAAUGGGAAGAAUCACAACUGAUGGGGGCCAGCAUCAAAGAGUUCCUCCGCCUGGUUGAAGACUUUGUGAACAUGAUCGGAAUGCAAAUGAGCGGCUUCCAGGACAUUUAUGAAGUCACAGAGAAUUUAGUGAUGAGCAUCCACAAGCGCCCCACCAGCACCAACUCCAACUUCACUUUGCCCGUUAAAGGAUGGAGGGGAAUGUUGGACUGGGUCAGGAGCGCCGAAGAGAAAAUCACAGUGAGCCGCGAUGCACUGUCCCUUGAACAAGCCGAUGGCAAUGAUGCGUAUGUGACUGGCAUCGUCCUCUACAAAAACCUUGCGUCCAUCCUGUCUUUCCAAAGCAACGCCACAUUAUUCAACUCUAAAGUGGUGACCGUCAUCGUUAGCCCAACUCCAAACCUGCUCUCGUCUCCCGUCGAGAUUGAGUUCCCUCAUCUCCACAAUGAUACUAUGAACGAGACCUGCCUGUCCUGGGACGAGAGCGAGACUUCCUCUCUGCUCGGCUCUUGGUCUGCGCGGAGCUGCAGAGCGGUGCCCGUCCAUUCGCACAGAACCAAAUGCGUGUGUGACAGCCUCUCCACCUUCGCCAUUUUAGCCCGCGUCAACUUCGACUCGAUCAUGGAUAAGUCACUUCUUCCCUCCGUGACCCUCAUCGUGGGCUGUGGGGUUUCUUCUCUCACUCUGCUGCUUCUCAUCAUCAUCUACGUAUCAGUCUGGAAAUAUAUCCGUUCAGAGAGAUCCGUGAUCCUAAUCAACUUCUGCAUCUCCAUCAUCUGCUCCAACGCUCUCAUUCUCGUCGGACAAACUCAGGCUCGCAAUAAGGUGGUGUGCACUCUGGUCGCCGCUCUCCUCCAUUUCUUCUUCCUCUCGUCUUUCUGCUGGGUGCUGACAGAAGCUUGGCAGUCCUACAUGGCUGUCACCGGUCGUCUGCGCAACCGCAUUAUCCGCAAGCGCUUCUUGUGCCUUGGCUGGGGAUUGCCCGCUUUGGUUGUGGCUGUAUCUGUUGGCUUCACAAAGGCGAAAGGAUACGGCACCGUCACUUACUGCUGGCUCUCUCUUGAAGGCGGACUCCUCUACGCCUUUGUUGGUCCCGCCGCUGCUGUCGUCCUGGUGAAUAUGGUCAUUGGUAUUCUGGUCUUCAACAAGCUGGUGUCCAAGGACGGCAUCACCGACGUUAAGCUGAAGGAGAGAGCGGGAGCGUCUCUGUGGAGCUCCUGUGUGGUUCUGCCCCUCCUGGCUCUCACUUGGAUGUCUGCAGUCUUGGCUAUCACCGACCGCCGCUCCGCCCUGUUUCAGAUCUUGUUUGCCGUUUUCGACUCCCUGGAGGGUUUCAUCAUUGUCAUGGUGCACUGCAUUCUCCGCCGCGAGGUCCAAGAGGCUGUAAAGUGCAGAGUCGUGGAUCGCAAAGACGACGGAGACUCCGGCAGCUCCCAUCACAACAGCCACUCGCAGCAUAUGCAGUCGGACAAUGAAAAGGAUGGAGAUUCAGGCAGACAAGGCAUGAAGAGUUCGUCUGAAGAGAAGAUGGGGGGUCCUCACCACCCUCUCCCCAUGGGUUCUAACUUCCACACCCUGCCCUCCAAACCCAGCAAGAGCCACAUGCAGGCCGUGCCCGAAUACUCCAGCCACACCUUGACUCUCAAACGCGACAAGGGGCUGGUCGCUGGAGGCGUGGACCCUUCAUGCGGAAAACCCGUCUACGUGUGCGAAGGCGAGCUUUUCCAACAGCUCGACGCAGAUUUAGCUCGAGUCCAAGCCGAGGGGAGCAUGUCGGACGGCAGCGGGUACAUCCUCAUGCCCAAUACCACCUCCACGCUGCGCAAAGCAAAAGACGAUCCCACCAAGUACAACAUCGCCGUGGAGCAGAUGCCUCAGGCCAGACUCAUGCAUCUGGGCGGGCCUUACGCAGAGCCACAGACCGCUUUUGGAAUCCAAGGCAUCCCCCCGGAUCAAGUCAGCAUGUCCUAUUCCGAACGGGACUCCCCCAUUCAGAACAUCCACAACAUGUCCAGCGAGUCGCACAUCACCCACAGCAGCCUGGAGAACACUUUUGAAUCCAUGAACUCCAUGAUGUCCAAGAGCGAGACCAUCUCCACCCUCUCCAUGAGCUCUCUCGAGAGGCAAAAAUCCCGUUAUGCUGAGCUGGAUUUCGAGAAGAUAAUGCACACCAAGAAACGCCAUCAGAACAUGUUCCAAGACCUCAACAGGAAGCUACAUCACGCUGAAAAGGACCGGGAGUCGCCUGCCUCCGAUAGCAAGUCUGUGAGAUGGAGUGUCUCUUCUGGAGGAAGUGACAAAACCAACCACAGCGACAAACAGCAAGCUUCAAUGGAGAGGCCAUGGGAAGGAGUCCGUGGCAUCCCCCAGUCGCCUCCCGCCUGGGUCCGCAAAGACAUGGAGCCUCUCGCCGCCUCACCCCUGGAGCUUCACUCGGUCGAAUGGGAGAAAACCAGCACCACUAUCCCGAUGGUGGGACAGGACAUUAUCGACCUGCAAACCGAAGUCUGA
Molecule: messenger RNA, 4557 nt
Organism: Knipowitschia caucasica
Lineage: Eukaryota; Metazoa; Chordata; Actinopteri; Gobiiformes; Gobiidae
Source: the annotation of a GenBank genome assembly